Messenger RNA from Doryrhamphus excisus (bluestripe pipefish), 1297 nucleotides. The record is from RefSeq and is a predicted model, not a curated record. NCBI's taxonomy places the organism in Eukaryota, Metazoa, Chordata, Actinopteri, Syngnathiformes, Syngnathidae.
AUUGAAACCAUCUGUAUUGUGUCUGAUUGGCCGAAGAUUUCAAGCGCGUUCGAUGAUUGGCUACGAGGCCUGUCGUGAGACUGUUUUUUUUUGUUUUUUUGUCGCGAGACUGCUUUGCACCGGAAAUGAAAGCGAAGCUAGCGGACAACAUUGAAGAUAAAAUGUCCGGCAACGAUGGGCCAGCACCGGAGCCGUCUGGACUGGACGGUCUGCCGCCACUUUACAGCAUUUCCAAGGGAGAAGUGGUGUCAGUGCAGACUUAUGGAGCUUUUGUCCGCCUGCCAGGAUAUAAGAAGGAAGGUUUGGUGCAUGUCAGUGAAAUGUCGGCCACGCGUGUGGAGAGCGCCUCGGAGAUUGUGGACGUGGGAGAAAAGGUGUGGAUUAAAGUCAUCGGUAGAGAGAUUCAAGGAGACAAGAUCAAGCUAUCCUUCUCCAUGAAAGCUGUCAAUCAGGGCACGGGGCGGGACUUGGACCCCAACAACGUCAUGGCAGAGCAGGAAGCCAGGCGGCGAAGGCAAUUCCGAGACCACACGGGCAACAGGAUCACCCUGGAGGCGGUGCUAAACACCACGUGCACCAAGUGUGGUUGCAAAGGUCAUUUUACAAAGGACUGCUACUCUGCACCGGGAUUGCAGUACUCACUAGUGCCGGAAGAGGGCGACGAGGAGCCACGACAACAACAACAACAACAACUAACACCCACAGCUGCACCCAGAAAGGACAAAGACAGGAAGAAGAAGAAAAAGAAGGAGAAGAAAACGAAGAAGAAGAGGAAGCGGGAGAGGAAGGCAUCGGAUAGCGACGACGGCAGCAGCAGCAGCGACGGCGGCGAGUGCAAACCCAAACGGCGAUGCCGUGAGCACACCCGGGAGCGGGAGGAGAAGCAGCAGAAGAAGAAACACAAGAAGCACAAAUCUCACAAACACAGCUGAGAGGAUGUGUCCUGCUGGGACAACUUUGGACAGCCCCGGUCCACACUGGCUAUGUGUUCUUUAGCAGAGUUAGCUUAGCAUGGAGCAAGGAACUCAGCCAGGAAGUGGAUUCCCUGAACGUCCAUGAGGAAUGUGUGGAAAAGACAAAUGUCUCUCUUGGUUUUUUUGGGAAUGCGGCGUUUGGAAUGACGGCAGGAGAAGGUCUGCAUGCUUUCCACGGAUGGAUGUGCACGUGUUUUUCUCUUCCGAGUUGCUGCGGGUGAGGAUGGACAUGUGAUAAGUUGUUUGCAAACAUGUACGAUAUACCCCGGUCAUCAAUAAAACCUUUCUUCCAUGGCCGUGCCGCCACUUUCACUUCCGCUAUU